This is a messenger RNA of Striga hermonthica, 723 nucleotides long. NCBI's taxonomy places the organism in Eukaryota, Viridiplantae, Streptophyta, Magnoliopsida, Lamiales, Orobanchaceae. The record is from the annotation of a GenBank genome assembly.
AUGCUGUUUACUCUACCCCUGCGGGCAUGGAGCGACAGAAGUCUUGAGAAUUCAAGAGAAGUGACUCUAUCGAAGACGAAGAAGAAGGGAAGGGAGCAUAAAGAAAAUGUAGUGAGCUCGAUACGAGAUGCUGCAGAGAAGUACGAAUCAGCGUACGUUUUCAGUUUUGAGAACAUGAGGAAUCUCAAGUUCAAGGAGUUCAGGGAGCGGCUCAAGUCUUCAAGCAGAUUUUUUCUAGGGUCAAAUAAGGUUAUGCAGAUUGCAUUGGGUAGGUCUGUUGCUGAUGAGAUCAAACCGCGCCUUCACAAGGUCUCAAAGCUUCUCCGCGGAGAUUCAGGACUUUGUUUCACUAGUUUGCCUAAAGAAGAUAUUCAAAGAAUAUUUGGAGAAUAUGAAGAUUAUGACUUUGCUAGGACUGGAAGCACUGCAACUGAAACGGUGGAGCUGCAAGAAGGUCCUCUGGAUCAAUUCACACAUGAAUUGGAACCAUUCUUGCGCAAGCAGGGAAUGCCUGUUCGGUUAAACAAAGGGGUCGUGGAGCUCGUAUCAGACUUUGUUGUAUGUGAAGAAGGAAAACCAUUGUCACCUGAGUCAGCCCGCAUCCUGCGCCUUUUGGGUGUCAAGAUGGCUACCUUCAAACUCCAUCUGGUAUGUAGGUGGAGCUUGGAGGACUUUGAGGUUUACCAAGAAGGGCUGGAAGAUUCGGAUGUCGAGUCCUCUUAG